Huiozyma naganishii CBS 8797 is the source of this 801-nucleotide messenger RNA. It is a transcript of the gene PHD1, whose product is annotated as Phd1p. Bases 1 to 801 code for a protein of 266 amino acids. NCBI's taxonomy places the organism in Eukaryota, Fungi, Ascomycota, Saccharomycetes, Saccharomycetales, Saccharomycetaceae. Gene Ontology annotation, molecular function: sequence-specific DNA binding; DNA-binding transcription factor activity. Gene Ontology annotation, biological process: positive regulation of transcription by RNA polymerase II. Gene Ontology annotation, cellular component: nucleus. The record is from RefSeq and is a predicted model, not a curated record. The transcript has a single exon.
AUGCCGGGCUACGGUCAAGGCACGCAGAUAAGCAGAACGGGCAGCAGUAAUAGUAACAGCAGCAGCAGCAAUGAGGUGCUGGGUCAAAGUGGGUAUUUCCCGCAGCAACAGUAUAUGGUGCCGCAACCGAUGCUCAGCAGGACUAGCCAGGCCGGGUACUACUACUAUUACCAGCCUGCAAUGGUGCAGAUGCCGCAACAGGCUCCGUUACCUCAAUUGGCACCAGCACAGCAUCUCGCGCCGCUGCCACAGAUGCUGAGGCCCAUUCAACCUCUGGCGAUGUCACCGCCCGCUCAGCCCGCCUCGAGGAGCAACAGCAACACAAGUAGUGGUCCACAACCUGUCCCGAGGAAGGCUCGGCGUGGCACUGGUGACGGUCACUUGGCCAACCCGAGGAUGAUCACGACGAUGUGGGAGGACGAGAGGACACUCUGUUACCAAGUGGAAGCCAACGGUGUCUCCGUGGUGAGGAGGGCAGAUAACGAUAUGAUCAACGGCACGAAGUUGUUGAACGUGACGAAGAUGACGAGGGGGCGGCAGGGACGGGAUCCUGAGGGGCGAGAAAGUGCGUACCGUGGUGAAAAUAGGGUCCAUGCACCUCAAGGGCGUGUGGAUCCCCUUCGAGCGAGCGUACCUCAUCGCAGAACGGGAGAAGAUCUUCGACCUCUUGUACCCGUUGUUCGUCAAGGACAUCAAGGGUCUGCUGAAACAGAUGACGCCGACGUAUAUAGCCCCGCAGAUGCACGGUGCAAGUGCCGCGGCCGCGGCCUCGGGCCCGGAUACAGGUGUCACGCAAAAUAG